Molecule: messenger RNA, 2229 nt
Organism: Aspergillus alliaceus
Lineage: Eukaryota; Fungi; Ascomycota; Eurotiomycetes; Eurotiales; Aspergillaceae
Product: MDM34 family protein
Exons: 2
Coding region: 408-2111 (567 amino acids)
Biological process (GO): phospholipid transport; mitochondrion organization
Cellular component (GO): ERMES complex
Molecular function (GO): lipid binding
Source: RefSeq, a predicted model, not a curated record
GGAAAUUAUAUUAUUUAGCUUUUAACAAAAGAAGUAAGAAUAGAAGGGAAAAGAAAUAAAGAAUAAAAUAAAACCAAAGAGAUAGGAAGUGUGCUCGUGCGUCGCGUAGAUCACGCGAGUGCAUACCCUCUGAGAACGAGGCCCUCGGGAAUCGUCGCCUUCGUCUGGGCCUUUUCCAUCCAAUCCUUUUUUGCUCGAUUUUUCCCUUCACUUCCGGCUUAUCAUCGCUAAACUGCCUUUUCCCCCCUCCACCACGCCUCUCCAACCUCGCCUCUCCUCUCUUCCCCCCUUUCUUCAAUAUUAUUGUCUACCAUUUAAUUCAUUUUGUAUUUUAUUUCCCUUUUCCCGCUUCCCCCCUGUCGCCGUGGGUCUCCUCGAGUCAACCCAUCCCUUCUCAAUGAUCGGAUAUGGCGUUCAACUUCAACUGGUCGCCGCUCAUGGCGGACGCGAGCUUCUACACUCGCGCCCAAGAGCUCUUAACAGCGGCUUUGAAUAAAUCGCCGAAACCUCCCAUCAUCGUCGACGACAUCAUCGUAACCGAGCUUAAUUUGGGCUCCAUUCCGCCCGAUCUGGAAAUCCUGGAGAUUGGUGAUUUAGCGGAGGAUCGCUUUCGAGGCAUCUUCAAGAUGUCCUACACCGGGGAUGCCUUCCUGACUCUCAAAACGCGCGUUCAGGCGAAUCCUCUCAAUACCUACCUGAUUACAAGACCCUCGUUUGCCUCGCCGUUACCCUUGGCUGCAGCAACUCCUCUCACCAUUCCUCUUCAAAUCACUCUAUCCGAUUUCAAGCUAUCCGGCUUUGUCAUCCUGGUCUUUUCGAAGCAAAAAGGAAUUACCGUUGUCUUCCGAAACGAUCCACUCGAAUCGCUGAAGGUUUCGUCCACAUUUGAUUCGAUUCCGUUCGUGCGCGACUUCUUGCAGAGGGAAAUCGAGGCCCAGUUACGCAUCUUGUUUAUGGACGAGCUACCCGCCAUUAUCCAUCGGUUAUCCCUGCGACUGUGGGUUCCAGAGUACCGCGCCGGCGAGGAAGUGCAAAAUCAAACGGACAAGGUAGCGGGUGAGGGCCCUGGUCAAGAUCCAUUGGCUAGCCCUCCGCAGGAUCCCGUAGAUUCGUUGGGUAACGCUUUGGACGAGUCGGAAAUCGCCUCUCUCUCAUUGGAUUCCUCCGUCGAGGCGCAUUCCUUGUUCUCGCAGAAGAACCUCCUACGACUGGCGGCUCUUACAGAUUCCCAGCGAACAUUAUCUCUUUUCACCCCUUCCAUUCAGGAAGUAGUUUAUCGCGCAUGGACAUCGCCCUCCGACCAGAGCGACCUGAAUGGCCAUUCGACAUCGCCUUUGAGCCCCAUGCUUUCCAGAACCCAUUCUCAGGUGGGAAGCAUGUCCUCCUUCCAGGAUAGCGCCAGCAUAGUAUCGGCCCACAGUCGAUCUUCAGCUUCGACACAUACGUUCAGUGGCUAUGGCUUGAACCUGGGGGCCGGUCGUCACUCAAAAGCACAUUCCAGGAAACGUAAGAAGCGUGUGGUGGAUCUGCGACGCCCGAAAGCUAGCGAGGAUGCGGCGAGUGUGAGCGAUGAAAGUUCCUUUACGGAGACUGCUAGCAGCCCGUCCGUGUGCUCGGCGCCCCUACCUGUGCUUAACGAACAGCCUGAUGACCCGAUCACGCCACCCUUGUCGCCGGAAAGCGAUUUCCGCCUUCCUGCGAUACCCGAGCGGCACCGCCCCAGCAUCUCGCGCCCUAUGCCUCGCCGCGAUAUUGCGACCGAUAUGCUUCGGGAGACUGGAGUAUCUUCCACUGAGCCUCCUCGACCCCGCGCCGAACCCAAAGAUGUGGACGCAACUCCCCGAGGUAGUGUCCGCGCUUACAUCGCCGCCCGACGUGAAAGUGAGAAACAGGAUUCUGGUCCCUCACGACAGCUGCCUUCGUCUAUCCUGCCAUUCACCGACGAGAAACCUAGCGCCAAUACCGUGGACCAGGCCUUGGUUGAGAGACUGGCAGGAGAAAUUGCUCGUCGAAUGCGGGACGAGAAACUUCUGCCCACCAACUCAUGUAGUGGUGCGUUCUGGGGCCGUCCUGACCACGAAGAAUAUCCCCCACCGGCAUAUGGCCAGUGAUCAUCUUCUUCCAUGCAAGAGAUCUUGAUCAUAUUCGAGAACUCUUCACACUCAUUCUAUUUUCCUUUGUUCCUCCAGCGAGUUUUGCGGUGUUAAUGACUUGAUACGACCUAACUUU